GUCUCUCUCCGUGGGGCUCCACAUCUCCCUCGAUUAUUGGUGGACGACGAAGGUGGAGCUGAGGGGGCUUCGAGAGGACGACCCCUGUUACCUGUCGGCCAUGUCCAGGUGUCACCUGCGGGCGGGGCAGCGCAUCCUGCAGGGGGCGCUCUCUAACGGGGGUCUCUACGUCAAGCUGGGCCAGGGGCUCUGUGCCUUCGAUCACCUGCUGCCACCUGAGGUGACCACGACGCUGCGGCCGCUCGAGGACAGCGCCAGCCCCCGGGGACACCGGGAGGUGGACGAGCUGUUCCUGGAGGAUUUCCAGACCACACCUUCCAGAAUGUUCCGGGAUUUCGAUUACGAGCCCGUGGCCGCCGCCAGCCUGGCCCAGGUGCACCGAGCCACCCUCCCCGACGGGACCCCCGUGGCCGUCAAGGUGCAGUACCUGGACCUGCGGGAUCGUUUCGAGGGGGACAUGAGGACCCUGGAGCUGCUGCUGCGCCUGGUGGAGUUCAUGCACCCCGACUUCGCCCUGGGCUGGGUGCUGCAGGAGCUGAAGGGCACGCUGGCCCUGGAGCUGGAUUUCGAGAACGAGGCGCGGAACUCGGAGCGGUGCGGGAGAGACCUGGGACACCUGAGGGGGGUGACAGUGCCACGUGUGCACUGGGGACACUGCAGCAAGCGCGUCCUCACGGCCGAUUUCUGCGAGGGCUGCAAGAUCAGCAACGUCCGAGGGAUCGAGGAGCUGGGGCUGGGGCUCCGAGACACCGCAGAGAAGCUGAUCCAGGUUUUUGCUGAGCAGAUUUUUUACACCGGGUUCAUCCACGCGGAUCCGCACCCCGGGAACGUUUUGGUUCGCCGGGGCCCCGACGGGAAAGCGCAGCUGGUGCUGCUGGACCACGGCUUGUACGAGAGCCUGAGCGAGAGGGAGCGAGCGUCGCUGUGCGGGCUCUGGAGGGCGAUCGUGCUGCGGGACCUCCAGGCCAUGAGAGCCCGGGCGGCCGAACUCGGGGUGCAAGACUAUUUCCUGUUCUCAGAAAUGCUGAUGCAGCGCCCCCUGAGCCGCCACUCUCGGCUCCUCGGCCCUCCCGGAGCUCACCUGAAGCGCGAGGCGGCGGCCGGAGGGACCCACCUGCAGGGCGCACCCGAGGGACACCUGAGCGAGGAGGAGAAAGGUUACAUGCGGAAGAUGGCGGCGCACAGGUUCCCGCACGUGCUGAGCGUCCUGCGGGCGCUGCCGCGGCCGAUGCUGCUCGUGUUCCGCAACAUCAACACGGUGAGGAGCGUGCACGCCGCGCUGGGCGCACCUGCGGACCGCUACGGCAUCAUGGCGCGCAGCGCCGUGCGCAGCUGGAGCCGCCUGCGGGGGGGGCCCGGGGGGUCCCUGCGGCAGCGACUGCACCUGGGCUGGGAGAGCCUCAAGUUCGAGCUGGCCCUCAGGCUGGAGCGGCUGCGGUUCCGAUUGGCCGAGGCCGCGCUGCGGCUCCUGAGCCGCUGGGGGGCGCUGCCCCUCGGGGCUCACCUGCAGCAGGUGCUGCGCGCCUGAAGGGGGCGCCAAACAACCCGGAAGUGCCCAAAAAAAUCAACCAAAUCAAAUCAAUAAAAUAAAAUAAAAUAAAAGAAAUGAAAUGAAAUGAAAUGAAAUUAAUAAAAUAAAAUAAAAUAAAAUAAAUGAAAUGAAAUCAAUAAAAUAAAAUAAAAUAAAUGAAAUGAAAUGAAAUGAAAUGAAAUGAAUAAAAUAAAAUAAAUGAAAUGAAAUCGAUAAAAUAAAAUAAAAUAAAAUAAAUGAAAUCAAAUGAAGAAAAUAAAAUCAAAUAAAAGAAAUGAAAUCAAAUCAAAUCAAAUGAAAUGAAAUUAAAAAAUCCUCGAAUGGAAGAGAUCCCAGAAAUCGCCUGGGAAACAUCUGGGGAACAGCUGGAAACGCCGAAAAAAAAACUCCCAAAAAUUGCGCAAAAAAAAAAAAAAAAAAAAAAAAAAAAAAAAACAUCUGGGGAACAGCUGGAAACGCCGAAAAAAAAACUCCCAAAAAUCCCCGCAAAAAAAACCCAAAAACAUCUGGGGAACAGCUGGAAACGCCAAAAAAAAAAUCCCAAAAGUCCUCACAAAAAAAGAAAAGAAAAAAAAAACAAACAAAUAAACACAACAACAAAAAACAAAAAUAAAAACAAAAAACAUCUGGGGAACAGCUGGAAACGCCCCCCCAAAAAUUCCCCAAAAAUCCCCCCAAAAACAUCUGGAGAGCAGCUGGAAGCGCCCAAAAAACAACAACAACAACAACAAAAUCCCGCCCAAAAAACACCUGGGGAACAGCUGGG
Messenger RNA from Cinclus cinclus, 2297 nucleotides. It is a transcript of the gene ADCK5, whose product is annotated as aarF domain containing kinase 5. The annotation marks the transcript as partial. The record is from RefSeq and is a predicted model, not a curated record. The transcript is spliced from 12 exons. NCBI's taxonomy places the organism in Eukaryota, Metazoa, Chordata, Aves, Passeriformes, Cinclidae.